CUGCAACAAACAGCGCCACCCGGUGGUCUGGUUCCGUCCACGGGCAUCUGGGGGAUUUCCUGGGCGGAAGCUGCGGAGGGGGUUUCCAGUGUGAUCAGCCCAGUCCUCCCGCUGGAUCUCUGAACAGGAUCCCAGUGACUUCUCUCUCACACACAGGCUCAGGACACACAGAACCCAAAGAACCCUGAACCAGAAUCCCGAACCUAAACCCGGACCAUGAGGAGUUCUCCUGAGGCCUGGAGGCUCCGAGACAGCGGCAGCGGCGGGUUGACGGUUUGAAUCCAGAGAAUCCACCGAGCCGAGGAACUGCUGAGCUGAGCUGUGGCCUUCGGAGGAGAUUCAUGUCAUGUCAGCGGGGAGGAGUGCUGAAGGGAGGGAGGUGCAGAUUCCCCUCCAGCAGGUGGCGCCCUCCUUGGCUGCUUCCCUCUCUGUGGCCCCUUCCAUCACCCCCCCCUCUCACCGCCCAGCCAACCCCUGGUCUCCCAGCGAACCCGCCGCUUCACAAGGUGUCCCUGCAGGUUUCCUGCCUCUUCAUGGAGGAUUCAGAGAUCACUUUGUAGAAACUCCAGAAGCCAAAUACUGCUGCGAAGUUUGCAGGUUGGUCCUGUGUCAGCCCCGCCAGACUGAGUGUGGGCACCGCUUCUGUCAGAGCUGCAUCAACAACAUCCUCAGUCAGCCAAACCCGGUGUGUCCAGCUGACAUGGAGCCGCUGUUCAAAGACAAGAUCUUCAGAGAUGUCUGCUGCCAUCGAGAGAUCAUGGCUCUGAAGGUUUACUGUCGCAGUGAAGCCAACGGCUGUCAGGAGCAGAUGAGUCUACACCAGAUACCUGACCACCUGAAUGUUUGUCCGUUCUUUGAGGUCCCCUGUCCGUUGGGUAAAUGUAAGGAGCGAAUGAUGAGGAAAGAGAUUCCCGACCACCUGAGCUGGAAAUGUAAACACAGAGAGACCACCUGCAAGUUCUGCAUGACCAAGAUGCCUCUGACCGACCUGCAGAAACACAAAGAGACGGUGUGUCCAGCGUUCCCAGUGUCCUGUCCAAACCACUGCUCCUUCUCCUCCCUGCCCCGAAGUGAGCUGUCCAGUCACCAGCACGACUGUCCCAAAGCUCAGGUGAGCUGUCAGUUCCACCGCUAUGGCUGCACCUUCAAGGGUUUGAAUCAGGAAAUAAGGCAACAUGAGUCCACGUUUGCAGCUGAUCACCUGAGAAUGAUGGCCAACAGAAACUCCUCCUUAGAGAACAAGGUGGAGGAUGUUAAAGGUGAAUUGUUGGAGAGGUAUAAGGUGCUUCCUGCUCUCAGCAGUCGUCUGUCUGAACUAGAGAACCAGAAUGACGAGCUGAGAGACAAGAACCGUCAGAUGGAACAGAAACUGGCCACCAUGCAGAAACUAAUGAGCUCUCACUCAGAGAAGCUUCUGGAGGUCGAGCUGGAGCUUCGUUCUCUCCGUCUGCUCAGAGACGAGGUGGAGAACCUGAGAGGAACGCUGGAGAACGUACGGACAAGGCUUAAUGCUCUGGAACAAGGGGGACGCAGCGGAACCGGAUCCACAACACACACUCUGGCACCCCUGGAGACUCAGCUGAAUCGACACGACGAUAUGCUAAGUGUCCAUGAGAUCCGACUGGCCGACAUGGACCUGCGCUUCCAGGUGCUGGAGACAGCGAGCUACAACGGGACUCUGAUCUGGAAGAUCCGCGACUACAAGAGACGGAAACAGGAAGCGGUGGCGGCAAAGACACUGUCACUAUAUUCACAGCCGUUCUACACCGGAUACUUUGGAUACAAGAUGUGCGCCCGAGUUUACCUGAACGGAGACGGCAUGGGCAAGGGAACGCACCUGUCGCUGUUCUUUGUGGUGAUGAGGGGCGAGUAUGACGCCCUGCUGCCCUGGCCCUUCAAACAGAAGGUGACUCUGAUGCUGAUGGACCAGGGGCCGUCCAGGAAACACCUGGGUGAUGCUUUUAAACCUGAUCCCAACAGCAGCAGCUUCAGACGUCCUGCAGCAGAGAUGAACAUUGCCUCUGGCUGUCCUCUGUUUGUGUCUCAGAGCGUCCUGGAGACUGGUAGCUACAUCAAAGACGACACCAUCUUUAUCAAGGUUACCGUGGAUACUUCUGACCUCCCUGACCCUUGAUGUUGUGAACCCUCUGACCUGUGACCUCGCUGGUCUGAGAUCAGCUCACCUGUCCACGCCCAGCAGGGCCAAGGAUGAUGGGAAGGAUCAGUGAUGGUCCAGCUGAGAGCGAUGCCGACAGAACAGAAGAAGAGUCAGACAGGAAGCAGCCAAUCAGAGUGAACUCUACACAGACUGGAGGGUGGGUCCUCUUCUGAUUGGCUGAUGGACUGCAGAAGUGUGUGUGUGCGUGCGUGUGUGUGUGUGUGCGCGCGUGCGCACGUGUGAAUGGAUCAGUGUUGCCAUGACAUCACCGUGGUGACAUCACUCAGAGCCAACAUGGCCACCGCAGCCAGGACGUUGUUGCUGCUCAUUAUUGAUGCCGUGCAUCGAGCUUUACUUCCUGUUUAUUACUUGUUUACUAAGGCAUGCUGGGAAAUGCACCACAGCCACAGAGGAGCACAGCAAACCAGAACAGACCAGAACCAAGCAGUAGGACCCAGUACAAACUAUUACAAACCAGUAAAAUCUAUUACUAUUUCCAGUAAAGAUCUGGAGAGUCACACACAGGGUCCAGUGCAAAUCAGUAAAGACCUGGGCCAGUUAAAAUGAAUAAAAAAACAGCAAGAACUUUUAAAAACCAGUAGAAACCACUAAAGACGAGUAGGAUCCAGUGAAAAGUCUUAAUCAGGAAAAGAGUCACUUUGAAGGGAGGGAAAUUAUUGGUUAUGGACUAUAGAUGUUUUCAGCAGUGGGUGUUUAUGUGGCAGCUGUUGAUAAAUCUUCAGUGUGUGUGCGUGAAGUUGUCCCUCCUGUUGUGAGUAAAAACUGUAGAAACAAACAGUAGAAACAUUACGGAUCCGCUGUCUGUUCAGACGAGUCGAACAUAUUUUCUUCAUUAUUUGUAAACAGGUCAGAACGAAACAGGUUAGUUCAGUCAACAGCUCACCUGGUGUCAGCAGGUAGAAAUAUUUAGUGGUGAAAGAGCUAGUCACUAACCUCAGAGUAAACAAACACAAAUUUCAACAUAAAUAUUAAAAUAUCUAUAAAAAAUAAGUGUGAAGCAGGAUAAACACUAGAGCUGCAGCUUCAGAGUGGAUUACAGCUGAAUUUUACUUUUAAAAAAAGUUUAUUUUUCCUCCACUUAGUGUUAAGGGGAUCUGAAACUGACCUGGUGAAAACCUGAAUGAGCAGAAAGUCAGGAAAUGAGUUAGGAAAUCAUUCAGGUCUGGAUUCCAGAGCAGUAGAAACCAGUAGAGUCCAGUCAGCUGCUGGAGUUCCUCUGUGGCCGCUGAGUUUCUCAGCGUUGACAGAAUUCAUCUGACUCAUUGAUUCAUUUGCACAGUUUGAAUGUUUGUUAACGUGUGACAAUAAAAAUAGAAAAGACAGAAAACACAAAGAAUCUGCUUUUAUUUUGCUAAAAGAGAAAAUUAUGAUUUUCCCUUUAAUUUAAACAUUUAUUUAAAAAAGAAUCCAUUAAUUUUCAAUCUGAGGUGUUAUUAAGGUAUAUAGACAUUUCUUAAAUAGAAAAAUUAAACUCCUAAAAACACAUUAAUUUGUUACAUCUUAACAUAUACUAAAUAACCUUAAAGCUGUCACCGAGUUUUCACUUUCACUGAAAAAUUAAAACCCUUUUAAAGAAUAAAGUUAUUGAUGGCUUUUGUUAUUUGGUGAAUUAUAAAGUUUUUUACAAACCAAACACCAGAGAUUCCUUAAAUACUCUGUUAAUUUGAUGAGACU
Xiphias gladius (swordfish) is the source of this 3853-nucleotide messenger RNA. RefSeq names its product TNF receptor-associated factor 3 (gene traf3). Gene Ontology annotation, cellular component: plasma membrane signaling receptor complex. The coding region runs from base 347 to 2134 and encodes 595 amino acids. The transcript has 14 exons. Lineage: Eukaryota; Metazoa; Chordata; Actinopteri; Istiophoriformes; Xiphiidae. Gene Ontology annotation, biological process: regulation of canonical NF-kappaB signal transduction; Toll signaling pathway; protein K63-linked ubiquitination. The record is from RefSeq and is a predicted model, not a curated record. Gene Ontology annotation, molecular function: zinc ion binding; tumor necrosis factor receptor binding.